AGGGUGGUGGGCUGGGAGCAGGAUGUCCCCUGCCUGCCCAGGCACCCCAAGCCUCAUGCUGUCCUUGCAGUGCCUCCUCUCCGGGUCAUGGCAGAGCGACACCAGCUGCCGGAUGGUCGUGUCCACCCUCGGCAAGGACGGCAGAUUCUCUGGUUCCUACCUGCCGGGAUCUGCCACUGGUGACUCUGAAAUCCUCACCUUGCCACUGGAGGGGUCCCAGCAAGAUGCGGGGCUAGUCCCCCAGCCCAUCUUCUCCUUCACCGUGCACUGGCGGCUCGAAGAGUCAGAGACAGCCCAGACAACCGUCUUUCUGGGCCAGUGCUACGUGGGCAGCAAUGGGGAGGAGAUCCUGCAUGCCCUGUGGCUCCGGCGAGAGGCAACCAACAGUCCUGUUGAGAACUGGAAAGCCACCUGGUGAGUGCUGGG
Pseudopipra pipra is the source of this 426-nucleotide messenger RNA. Its product is annotated as avidin-like. Gene Ontology annotation, molecular function: biotin binding. The coding region runs from base 23 to 418 and encodes 131 amino acids. The record is from RefSeq and is a predicted model, not a curated record. NCBI's taxonomy places the organism in Eukaryota, Metazoa, Chordata, Aves, Passeriformes, Pipridae. The transcript is spliced from 2 exons.